Molecule: messenger RNA, 885 nt
Organism: Verticillium alfalfae VaMs.102
Lineage: Eukaryota; Fungi; Ascomycota; Sordariomycetes; Glomerellales; Plectosphaerellaceae
Exons: 3
Coding region: 1-885 (294 amino acids)
Source: RefSeq, a predicted model, not a curated record
AUGUUCGGCGGUGUUCUCAUCCUCAUCAUCACGGGCACCAUCUCCAGCCUGCUGCUGGCCAGAUCCCCUUUCAUGAUGCCCUACACACCAGUGACGACCAGCAAGCCGUGGGCAGAUGGGCCCAUGGCUCUGAUCAUUACGCCGCAGUUCGAGACGAAAAAGACCGAUCUCUUCACGACCGGUGCAACCCACAUGGCGCUGCUGCACAAUUCAAUCCUACGAGGCUACAAUUCCAUCUAUCAUCAAGCACCACAUGUGCAAGAAGACGACAAGGAGGACUUUAUCGGCUAUGCUUUGACGUGGUACAAGUUCGUCAAGUCGCACCACGACGACGAGGAGGAGGUGCUCUUUACCAAGGUCGAGGAGCUUCUGGGCGACAAGACUGUCUUCGACAAGACACACAAGGAACAUGAGGCGUUCCUCAAAGGCCUUGCUGAAUUCAAUGCCUACCUCUCGACCCUCCAAGAGCCAUCGCACUUCUCCGCCGCUGAGCUCCGCCGCAUCAUGUCUACCUUCCAAACCGCCUUUGAAGACCACUUCCACUCCGAGAUUGAUACAAUUGCCGCCCUCGCCAACCACCCUAGGGCGCCACGCGAGGGUACGUCCGAGGCAGCCGUCGCAAGCGCGGCCUUCAAGAGCUGGGGCAAGAACACAGUCACCAAGGCUGGCACAACUGACGUCGUGCCCUUUUUCCUCAUGAACCUCGACCGCGGCGCCGAGGGUGGCAUGUGGGCGCACUGGCCGCCCAUUCCCGCACCCAUCAAAUGGGGAUUAGUUAACAUUGCCGGGUCUUGGUACUCUGGCCGCUGGAGGUUCACGAGCUGCGAUGCCAAUGGCAGGCCGAGGGAGCUCUAUGCCCUUCGGUUCCCGGAACUGACGCAUUAA